This is a messenger RNA of Sycon ciliatum, 1518 nucleotides long. RefSeq names its product type II phosphatidylinositol 4,5-bisphosphate 4-phosphatase-like. The coding region runs from base 173 to 868 and encodes 231 amino acids. The transcript has 9 exons. Lineage: Eukaryota; Metazoa; Porifera; Calcarea; Leucosolenida; Sycettidae. Gene Ontology annotation, molecular function: phosphatidylinositol-4,5-bisphosphate 4-phosphatase activity. Gene Ontology annotation, cellular component: plasma membrane; lysosomal membrane; late endosome membrane. Gene Ontology annotation, biological process: phosphatidylinositol dephosphorylation. The record is from RefSeq and is a predicted model, not a curated record.
UGGCUGCACUGGUCGCAUGAAGUGUUUCUUCUUCAGUCUGCUUUUUCUUUUGUAGUUCUGCUGGGUCUGGACGUUCGAGUGGACUCUGCAAAGAAUCGGGCUGGAGAUUUAUUGCCGGCCUGACCUGAAGAAAACCGUAUCUGUGACAGUGUUUGCGCGGUGUCGAGCCAAAAUGCCUAACUCGGAAGAAAUGGAACGAGCCCCUCUCGUCUCGAAUACUAUCAACGGAUCGGAUGAGGACCAGCGUGAGCCACCACCUCCCUACACGUCCGUCGAGAACAGUCGCAGGGUGUGCGACGUGUGCCGAGCAAGUCUGACCUUCGCCAGCCGGCCUAGCCUGCGUGUGAUCACCUGCAGCCAGUGCAAAGAGGCCACGCCCGUGGAUGCACCGCCGCUGGGCAAGAUGUACUUCCGCUGCGUCUGCAACUGCCUGCUGACGUGCUCGUCCACGGCUCGCCGAGUCAACUGCCCGCGUGUCACCUGCGGUCGCACUGUCACUGUGCCUGCGAACAUGCGUCCCAGAAACACAGCCGCUGCCGCGUCGCGCGGGGGAUCAAACAAUCAGCUCACUUGCCCUCAGUGUCAAACCGUUAAAAUCUGGCGGCCUCGUGGCUACAGUGCUCGCCGAUGUACAAGCUGCUUGCAUGUAAUACCCGUCACAGCGCGCAUGCGUAGGCAUGCACAGACCUGGGGCCUCUUCUACCUCUUGCUCGGCUUGUUCUUCUUUGCUAUUUCAAUCGCCGGAGUUGUGCUGGUGGCUGAGUAUUCGGCAAGCCAUGGACUGUACUCUGCUUGUGCCACAUGUCUCUUCGGAAGUAUCUUCUUUUUAGCGCGUGCCUAUCUCUGCUUCACCUCCGUGAGCAGCUGAACUCCUGACAACACUAGGCCUAGCUCAUUUUUAAGACAAGGUUGAGAGUUAGCACUGCAUGUGCGCAGCCGAGUUUGGUUCGGUCAAGACAGAAUUGCUUCUAAGUGUAGCUAUUCCCCCUUUUCAAUUGCUUGCCCUUUGCUGCUUUUGUAGCCCACCUAAUACUUAAUAGGGGACCUGCAAACAACACGGCCAUCGACCCAUCCCUGUAGGCCAUAGAUAGGCUGGCUAACUUCACCCUAGCUAUGUUUCCCCACAUGCUUCAUCCUGUCUUAAAAAACGCGGCUGUGUAACUCAGUAUACACCCUACAGGUCGAAAGAAGCAAAGCAUCAACGCAGACCUUUUUUUCCCCCGUGUUAGUCGCAGACUUCCUAACUUUGCUGCAUUAUGUACACCGUGCACACAUGCUGCUUUCUCCCUCUUUUCCCUUGACUGCGUUGUGGUGUACACCGCCACACAUCUAUCCGAAUUAAUUUUGUUACUUUCUUUUCACGCGAGUACGUACAGCGAAACUGUCCAAUCGUGCUCAUUCUUGAUUUUUUCUUCUACAAUGUAAACGCACAUGGCCUAUGGCUGCAUGGAGCAGAAAUAACUCCAAAUAAGGCAGCAUCAAUAAACGAGACUUUGGAGCGUUCCACAUGGUUGCCAG